AUGGCUACUUUUCCACCGGCCCAAAGCCUGCGAGUCCUGUGUAUCGACGGCGGUGGGAUCAAAGGAUACACUUCCCUCCUAAUCCUUAAGCGCAUAUUCCGCACAAUGAUCUCCGAAGGAAAACUCGCGGAAGAGCCUCGGCCGUUCGAAGUCUUCGACCUGAUCGCGGGAACAUCUACUGGAGGCUUGAUUGCGGUGAUGCUCGGGAGGCUGCACAUGACCAUCGACGAAUGCAUUGCCGAGUAUGAGGAGGUUGGGAAGAAAAUCUUCGGAAGAAGGCCUCUUUUCGGGCAAUUGGGCAAGCUGGUCAAGGGGCUGGCUAGUUUACCAUUCUACGACAUUAGAGAUUUGCAGGAGGAGAUCAAGAAGGUGCUCGACGAGAGGAACAUUCCUCGGAACGAGGCACUCCUUGAAGAAGGAACCCCUCGGUGCAAGGUGAUGUUGUGCGUUACGCGAAAAGUGACAUCCGGGGCUGACCUUCUUCGGAACUACAAGUCACAGCACGCUACCCAAGGGAACUACGAUUGUCAAAUAUGGGAGGCAGCAAGUGCGACAUCAGCUGCGCCCAUGUAUUUCAAGCACGUGAAAUUCGAGGGCUCUGGAGAGACAUGGUGUGAUGGUGGUAUGCGGAGGAAUAACCCUAUAAAUGAAGCGUUGGCCGAAAUCAACCGUGAGAAGGACUGGGAAGGCAGAGAAAGCGGUUGCAUUGUUAGUCUGGGUACCGGCGCCCCCAAGAUCAAUCAAGUUUCGGACAAUGUAGCGGGAUUCCUCAAGGGAUCAGUGGACAUCAUGACCGACUCAGAGGACAUAGCAGAUCAGUUUGCUAGCUCAGAGAACGGAUGCAAACUGGCAAACUCGAGGCGGUAUUUCCGAUUCAGUGUCCCGCAAGGAAUGAAGGAGAUUGAGCUGGAGGAUUACAAGGAAACAGAGAAGAUGAAAGCUUUGACAGCCAAGUAUCUGGGCAGGGUCGGGAGUGGUAAUGAAGUUGAGCAAUGCGCGAAGUCUCUGUUGUAUCCAGAUGAGAACUUGCAGCACGGAGUAGACACCAAACCCUCUUUGCUGCAGUAUAAUGCAUGCACACACUUUGUGCAGCGUUCCAAGUAUGAGCGUCGUCUUCGCGACUUCUUCACACCGUAUAUGCAAACCCAGCAGAUCUUCGUCUUAUGGGGAUUCGGAGGCACAGGGAAGACGCAGAUAGCCCUAAGUUUUGCUCACGCCAUGAAAUAUCGAUUUUCCGUGUUUUGGGUACGCGGGGAUCAAUUCACCAACUUCGCUGCUGAUUUAUCCCACAUCUUAACCAAGCUUGAUCAGACAGCAGUUGAGACAGAGGACAAGGCGCAUGAGCCUGCGUACCUCCGAAGAACACUCAUGAAGCUUGAGGAGACUUGCGGUAGCUGGUUGAUGAUCUUGGAUAAUGCCGAUGAUCUUGACGAGUUCAGAGGGAAAACUAAGCAGGAUAUGUGUGUCAGCAACUUCAUACCACAGAAAGGCAGGAUCCUCAUCACCACCCGUGACCAACGCUUCCAGGGGCUUGUUGCAGGCGCGCAUGAUGGCCAACGCGUGGAUCCUAUGGACAAUGACGAGGCUAAGUGCCUUCUGUUGAAGUCCAUUCCCGAACACCUCAGUAGAGUCAAUUCUAAAAGGACAGAUCGCGCGGCACAGGAGCUACUCGAGGAGUUGGGGAACCUUCCAUUGGCCGUAGCGCAAGCAGCAGCAAACAUCGUUGACCAGCAUCUGAGUCUCACGGAAUAUGUGUCUCUUUAUCGAGACAAGAAGCGUCGCAUGGGCUUAAUGCAGUCGCCCGUUCGGGACUAUCAGAGCAAAGAUCCACGAAAUAGUUCUCAGUCAAUCCUUGUUACUUGGGAGCUCUCAUUCGAACAUUUACAGAAGCAGAACCCUUUAUCGGUGACGUUAAUUUCGUACCUUGGUUGCUUCCACUGGAGAGGAAUUCCAAGGCGACUCAUCUCCUGCCUACCAGAGUUUCAAGAUUUGGACCCAAGUGCAUUCCAGCAGGUUGUAAAGGGUCCACUGAAUUUAUCUCUAGUCGAUGAGUCGGAAAGGACAGGAAGCGGAACUUAUUAUAGCGUCCACCCUCUUGUCAAUGACAGAGCAAUCGAUCGACUCACAAAGGAAGAAGCCGUGCGAUAUUUGACGCCAUGCAUUGACUUGCUCAUCAAUGAGGAUUCACCUCUGAUCCAGGAUUGGAUUGCCCAUGCUGUUCGGCAAGUCGAACUCGGCGAAAGCUUUGCAAUUGUCACUGGAUCGUUCGCUACGUUACUCCAACUUGUUGCAAGCUUUUUCUUGAUGGCUGGUUUGGCCGAACACGGAUCUUAUUUGGCUACACGGUCUCUGAACAUGGCUACCGCUGUCUGGAACCAUGAUGAUCCCGCAAUUUUGCGUACCAGGAAAGUGAAGAUAUGCUGCCUAAAUGCGAGUGCUCGUUACCUUGAUGCCGAGAUCGAAUGUCAGCUUGCACUUGAGUCCUUGGGUUUCGGAAAUAUUCAGGCUGAAUUCACCGAGGACGACUUGGAGCUCGAACGUACUACUAUCGAAGGGUACUUGGCAAAAGCACUAGGUGGUUUGAAGAGAUAUAAAGACGUUGAAAGAGUGCAUCGAAGACAGCUUCAAAGUAAAGCAAUCAGGGGAGAUCCAACCUCAGAAGCGUAUGUAAAGCACAACCUGGCUCACGCGCUAAGAGAUCAAGGGGCGCUUGAAGAGGCUAGGAUAAUCAAUGACGAGCUUCUAGCGUGGUCUGAAAGUGCUGAAGGUAGAGAGGUUGUUCCCCGGUCUCUAUACCUUAUUAUGAUGAACUUGAAAGCACAUAUUCGAGCAGAUGCCUCUUCGCAGUCAAAUUCGGAUGAGUAUAACCAUGACGAGAUAUUGAAAAUCUACCUCUUCGUGUAUCAUGAGUCUCUCGAACUUCUUGGUCCUGCCAACAUUGACACUUGGAAAGGGGCAAAUAACGCAUUAUCUUUGCUUUUGGAAUUGCAACGGUACGAUGAAGCAGCUCCAAUAUUGAAAACACUCCUCACUGCCUGCGUAUCGGCAAAUAUCAGAGUUGAGGGAGCGUUUGCUAAGACGUUUUCCAUCACAUGGUCGCAUUCGCUUCAAUACUUGACCAUGCUCCGCAUUAACGGUAAAGAAAAUGAAAUUAUCGACUUUCUCAGCUUGCUUUCCGAUGCCGAAGAGUCCGCCGGCCUGGAUAACAUCCCGCCACAUAUUCUGGCUCAAACACUUAAUUUAAGAGGUGUUAUCCUUCAGCACCACGGUCUAUUCGAGGGGGCCGAGAAGUACCAUAGGAUCGCCUUGUCCAUCUAUGACGUUGACUGGGAUACUGGCCUGUUGGAUGUCAUAUACUACAACAUCAUGCUUGCCAUGGCACGACAAGGACAGGUCGGUCAGGCAUUUGCGUUUCGAAAGAGGCAGAACACCGAAAUCACACGUGCUGAAGGGAUACACGGUCCUCUGGAACAGCGUCUAGAGCGCGACAGGAACAAUCACGAGGUAUACAAGCAAGCUGAUUAUGGAUUGCGGACGGGAACCAUUCAGAGAGGAGACACAUGGUGGGUAUGUCACCAAGACAUACUUAACCGUACUGAGCGUCGAUAUGGCCACCUCGAUGUCAAUGAUAAAACCGAAGAGAGAUCAACAACCGUAUUACCUCAUCGGACGAUUGAGAGUGGAACGACUAAAGUCAGCUUCUGGAGACGCCUAUUCGGGAAAGAGGCCGGCCCAGGGACCCCUUUGUUACAGUGA
Molecule: messenger RNA, 3756 nt
Organism: Aspergillus calidoustus
Lineage: Eukaryota; Fungi; Ascomycota; Eurotiomycetes; Eurotiales; Aspergillaceae
Source: the annotation of a GenBank genome assembly